AGUCAACACAGCUUUUAAUCCUGGGUGUGUUCCCGCCAACCGUGUGCAGGCUGUUCUCUCCUCUACUUUGCAGUCGUAAUUUCGUUUGCCACGCAACUAGGAUCUCAUACACAUGUUCACUGAUAUCAUAUGCAAUCCAAACUAGUGCCACACCACGGAAGGACAAACUAAUCGCGGCUUCUACGCGGCCACUAUGUCGCUAUUCGUGCCCGACCUACCUCCGGAGGGAGCGAAGACGCUAUGGGAGGACCGCUGCACCCUCGUGAGCGUGGACGACGCCCACGAUGCCUCCAGUGCGGCCAAGCUGGUGCCCAGUGUGGUGCUGCUGGGACCCGGCGCCGCCAGUGGCAGUGGCAGUUGUGGUGGGCAGCUGCCGCCCGAGCUGGCGCCGCAGCGAGUGGCCGUGUACCCGCCCGACGCCAGUUCCGCUGACGGCGCAGAGGAGACUGGCGCGGGUGGCACCAGCAGGCCUACUGCCGCCUCCUCCUCGGCUCCCGGCUCGCUGCUGGGGCGGCUGGCGGCGCCGCUGCUGGCCCCGCUGACCGGGCCCAUCAACCUGCUUUGGAGCACCUUCCUGUCUGGCUGCCAGCCCCGCGCCGCCGCGCCGCCACUGGCCUGGCACCCGCGGCAGCCCUGGCUGGCGGCGGCGGACAGCGCCGGGCGGGUGCAGGUGGUGGAGCUGCCGGCAGCUGCGCCCAGUGGCGGCGGCGGCAGGCCGGCGGCGGCGGCGGGCGGCGGGCGCAGUGAGGUGUUGGUGCUGGGGGCCGCGGAGGGUCUGGGUGGUGCAGGUGGCGGUGGCGGUGGCUGCUGCUGCCGGGCGGUGCUGGCACACGAGGCAGUGCAGCCGCAGGCUCUGAGUCUGGCCUGGUGCCCCACCUCGCCCGGCCUGCUGGCGGUGGGCAGUGUGGGAGGAGUGGCGCUGUGGGCGCUGAGUGCGGCGGGCGAGGGCCGACCGCCCGUGGCGGCGGCGGGGCGCGGGUCGGGGCCGUGGCUGCGGCACCUGCGCACACGCGUGCCGGGCGCUAGGGUGACCGGCCUGAGCUGGAGCCCCUGCGGCCGCCUGCUGGCCGCCGCCUCGCCCGGGCAGGCGGGGCUGCAGGUGUGGGAGGUGGCCAGCGGCAGCCCGGCGGCGGUGGCGGCGGGGCCGGCGGCAUUCGACUGCGUGCGCUGGAGCCCCUGCGGCAACUACGUGUUCGCGGCGGGCACUGGAAGCCGCCACUUCUACAUGUUUGAGACGCAGCGCUGGAGGUGGGCGCGCUGGCAGACAGACGGCGGCGCAGCCCUCUCCGCGCCAACCGCCGCCGCCGCCGCCACCGCCUCGGCCACCUCGCCGCCGCCGCCGCCACCCGCGUCUGUGGUGGCGGCGGCCUGGGCGCCCGCGCUGCCCGGCCGCCCGGCAGUGCUGCUGGCGGCGCUGUCGGCUCCCUCGGCUACAGCCAGUGCCGGCGGCCGUGCUACAGCCGCCGGAUCUGCUACUGCCGCCGCGGCGCCGUACCUGGUUGCUGUGCACCUGGUGGAUGCGCCGCCGGGCCUGGGGGCGCAGCUACUGCCAGUUGCGCUGCCCGACCUGCAGCGGGCGGCGGCUGUAGCAGCUGGGGCGGGGCCGGCAGCAGCAGCAGCUACUGCUGGCAGCGGCGGGGGUGCGGCAGCGGCGUCAGCAGCACCUGUGGCUGUGGCUGUUGCUGACAUGGCGUGGGAUGCGGCGGGCGAGCGGCUGGCUGUGUUGCUGGCGCCGGCGGCGGCUGGUGCGGCGGCCGGCAACAUGGCGGCUCAGCACUGUGUGGCGCUGUACGGCACCACCACUGACCCGCUGGUGUCCUGCCGACUGCUGGGCUUCGCACGCCCGCCCGCCGGCCUGUGCGCGGCGGCGGCGGCGGCGGCAGCUGCGGGACAGGACGCGGGGUCGAGCAGCCCCGCUCCCGCCCCCGCCGCCGCCCCCGCCUCACUGGUCCUGGCGCCCGGCGGGCUGUGUGUGGCGCGGCUCCGGCCCAGCGCCAGCGGCGGCAGUGCCUCAUCAGGCCCCACUGCCUCAUCAGGCCCCGCGGUGGUGGUCAGCUGCCGCGUGGGCGCCCUGGGGGUGUACAACCUGCCCUGCUAUUUCUAGGGCUGGUGCUAGUUGGUAGUUCGGAAGGCGGUACCGCAUGUGACCAAGCCCAAUCAACACGGAGGCUGCGGAGGGGGGGGUGAGCAAUGCAGGAGUGUUGGAAUGGGGUGCGGUGGUGGGCGUGAGGCAGUGUGAAGUGAGCGCGGCAAUGGGUCCAGGGGCAAUCCCACGAGGCAACCCCGCCACCCCUGCACCUCGGCACGUCAGCAUGCGGUCUGUAGGCACGUGGGCGGACUGGAGCGGUGAGGGACACAGGGGUGGUGCUCGGGGGCGGGCUAGCGGCACAGGGACAGCGAGACAGGGGGCGGCCGCCAGGGGGCCCGGUCCGGGCAGGGGCUUCUGGUCUGGUAGCAUGGGGAGGCGGUAGGUGGGCCGGCAGGCGCGUGCUACUAGAGCUUGUGAGGCGUGACAAAUGGACUUGCGGUGCCCUAGGGCCCCCGCUGUUCAUACAUACAAUGACUGCUCGGAGAGUGUUACUUGCCGCGAUUCCCACUUCCCGUC
This is a messenger RNA of Chlamydomonas reinhardtii, 2605 nucleotides long. RefSeq lists its product as uncharacterized. Gene Ontology annotation, biological process: nucleocytoplasmic transport. Gene Ontology annotation, cellular component: nuclear pore. The record is from RefSeq and is a predicted model, not a curated record. Bases 194 to 2104 code for a protein of 636 amino acids. Gene Ontology annotation, molecular function: protein binding. NCBI's taxonomy places the organism in Eukaryota, Viridiplantae, Chlorophyta, Chlorophyceae, Chlamydomonadales, Chlamydomonadaceae. The transcript has 11 exons.